Molecule: messenger RNA, 2439 nt
Organism: Piliocolobus tephrosceles (Ugandan red Colobus)
Lineage: Eukaryota; Metazoa; Chordata; Mammalia; Primates; Cercopithecidae
Gene: BNIPL
Product: BCL2 interacting protein like
Exons: 10
Coding region: 469-1536 (355 amino acids)
Biological process (GO): apoptotic process
Cellular component (GO): cytoplasm
Source: RefSeq, a predicted model, not a curated record
GCUGGUCUCAAACUCCUGACCUCAGGUGAUCCGCCCGCCUCAGCCUCCCCAAGUGUUGGUACAGGCGUGAGCCACCACGCCCAGCCAGAAACACAACUGUUCCUACUGGUUUUUUGCUUGUUUGUGUAAAGAGCAACUUUGAGAGGGAUAUAUGGAGUCUAGAAAGGAGAACAAUUGCUUUCCUAGACUCACCCAAGGCUGGCCCCCCCUAGAAAAUGCACUCUCCUCCCCAAAAUCCACCCCCUCACAGGAGGCAGGGUUUUUCUUUUGGGCAAACCUGCUCCUGGGGAGAGGAGGUGGCAAAACCUGUUUGAAGAUGAGGUUACCUCCCCUCCACACCUCCCUCCUUGGAGGCAAGAACUACAACAGCUGAGACAGAAAAGAGGUAAAGAAGUGUUGGAGGCUGGGACAACCAGCUCCCCAACAACUCCUAGGUGUUUAAAGAAGGAGGCAGGAAGACUUGUGAAGAUGGGAACGAUACAAGAGGCAGGAAAAAAGACAGAUGUUGGGGUCAGGGAGAUUGCAGAAGCACCAGAACUAGGAGCAGCCCUGAGACAUGGGGAAUUGGAGCUGAAGGAGGAAUGGCAGGAUGAAGAAUUCCCUAGAUUGCUUCCUGAGGAGGUUGACCCUUCUGAAGAUCCUGGAGACCCUAAAGGAGAUUCACAGGCAGGUACUCCCAGCACUUUAGCCCUGUGUGGCCAGCGCCCCAUGCGCAAGCGUCUUUCUGCCCCAGAGUUGCGACUGAGUCUGACUAAGGGGCCUGGAAAUGAUGGAGCUUCGCCCACCCAGUCUACGCCUUCCUCUCCUGAUGGCAGUUCUGACCUGGAGGUAGACGAAUUGGAGACACCUUCAGACUCGGAGCAGCUGGACAGUGGACAUGAAUUUGAAUGGGAAGAUGAACUACCCCGGGCAGAGGGUCUGGGCGCCAGUGAGGCAGCUGAAAGGCUGGGCCGAGGUUGUAUGUGGGAUGUGGCUGGAGAAGAUGGACGUCACUGGAGGGUGUUCCGAAUCGGACCACGGGAGCAACGCGUAGACAUGACUAUCAUUGAGCCCUAUAAGAAAGUCCUGUCUCAUGGAGGUUACCACGGUGAUGGCCUCAAUGCUGUCAUCCUUUUUGCUUCCUGUUAUCUACCUAGAAGCAGCAUCCCCAACUACACCUAUGUCAUGGAACACUUGUUUAGGUAUAUGGUGGGAACUCUGGAGCUGCUAGUAGCUGAAAAUUACCUGCUUGUUCAUUUGAGUGGAGGCACAAGCAGGGCCCAAGUUCCACCUCUGAGCUGGAUACGCCAGUGUUACCAUACCCUGGAUCGGCGGCUACGGAAAAACCUGCGAGCCCUGGUGGUUGUCCAUGCUACAUGGUAUGUGAAGGCAUUUCUGGCACUGCUUCGGCCCUUCAUCAGUUCCAAAUUCACACGAAAAAUCCGUUUUCUGGACAGCCUGGGGGAGCUGGCCCAACUCAUAUCCCUGGAUCAAGUCCACAUCCCUGAAGCUGUCAGACAGCUGGACCGGGAUCUCCAUGGCUCAGGAGGGACCUAACAUAGGACUGGAUAAAAGGCCUUAGAACCAGUUAGUGAUCUGCCUACACCCGAAUCCCUGAAACAUCUGAGCUGUUUUGUAAAUCAUCUUAUCCCCAAUCUCAGUACCACCGGAUCUUCACUUCUCAGUGGGAUUUUGUCCUUUGCAUGACCCUGCCUUCAGCAGGGCUUUGAGACUGGGAAACUGAUCUGCUGGGUGACUUUCAUUCCAGUUGUUGGGGCGGAAGGCUGAAUGUAGGGUCAUUUUGUAUGGGAUAUGCAGAGCUCUGGGGUUGUUUUGUUUUUUGAGACAGAGUCCGGCUCUAUGGCCAAGCUGGAGUGCAGUGGCGCCAUCUCGGCUCAUUGCAACAUCUGCCUCCUGGUUCGAGCCAUUCUUCUGCCUCAGCAUCCCGAGUAGCUGAGACUACAGGCACACACCACGCCCAACUACUUUUUUUGUAUUUUUAGUACAGACGGGGUUUCACCUUGUUGGCCAGGAGGAUGGUCUCGAUUUCUUGACCUCGUGAUCUGCCCGCCUCAGCCUCCCAAAGUGCAGAGAUUACAGGUGUGAGCCACCGCACCGGGCCAGAGCUCUGGGUUUUAAUCCUACUUUAGCUGUAGAACCUUGGGCAAAUGAUCUUUUUGGGUCCUCAUUUUCCUCCUGUCUAACUGGAGGGGUGUGAUCCUUCCACCUUGGAUGGAAGAGGCUUACCGUCUUGACAGCCAGCCUGCCUGCUGGGAGCCGGGAGAGUCAGCUCAUUAAAUCUUGAAGAACCCCUGUAUUCCCUUUUUCCUUCUAAGUCAUGUCUGCUGCCUGUGAGCCUGGGAAGGAGUGCUUUCAAAACCUGUAUUUUUGCCCUCUUUAGUAAAUUUAGAACUGUAGAGACUAAUAAACUGCGAUGAGACAUUUAAGCUCUACUCCAAA